AUGCCAAGGAAACCAAAGUAUAUCCCAAAAGAUUAUGAGAAUGAGUAAAGAGUGAUUGAAUAAAUAAAGAAAAAGAAAAGAUUAAAUUACAUGGUAGUUGUUCCUAUCAACUAUAAUUUUGUUAGCGAAUAUAAAUUUUGCUUUUCUGGAGACUUGGUUAUAAAUUUAAAGUGGUUUAGUGAAAAGAAUUUGCGAUUAAGCGAAAGUUAUGAUCAGUCAUUCAAAGGAAUUAAACAACUAACAAAUUUGAUUAAUGAAUAACUUAUAGAGUGUGAAUACUACUCAAAAGCAUUUCAAGUCAACGAUUAUCAGCCUAUAAUAUUUUCUCUUGAAAGUAUUUCUUCUUAAAGUACUGAGUAAUUAAUCAAUCGCCUUAAAUAAGCACAAGAAAAGUGCUAUUAUUAGAAAAUACUCGCAAAUCAACUCUUUAAAAGAGGAAUAAAUUUAUAGUAAUGCUAUGUUCAAGCGAAGCAAAAAGCGAAUUAGAUAUUAAGUUAAUUUAAUACUUUAAACCUUCCAAUUACUUAUGCUAUUUAGUAGUACAAUCCUUAAUUCAAUUAACUAGAGAAAACUUAUAAUGGUGCAAAUUAUCAAUUUUAUAAGAUAUAUACUGAUCAAAGCAACUCAGUAGAUAGAGUUCGUAACAAAACAACUUCCUUUUACAAUUCUAUAUCAGACAUGUGUCUUCUCCAAGAUCCAUAUACAAUCGAAGAUGAUGCUAGAGAAAUGGUUGUUACAACAGUAGAUGGUGUUCUCAUGAAAGUUCUUAACUUGCAGAAGAAUAUUUUUAUUCUUCCAUUUUAUUUUUUCAUAUUAAAAAUCAGAAUUGUAAUUUUUGAUUCAGAAGAUUUACAAAAGUUGAACCAAUAUCGAAAAACUAAUGUACUUUAAUUUCCUCUAUAGCAAGGAUUUGAAAAAGAAGAAUUAAUUUAUUAAACAAAAUCUUCGCAAGAACCUGAUUACAUUGAUUACUCUCCAAAUUACGAUACAAAAGGAUACUUCACAAUUUAGCAUUAAUCCUAUUUAUAAAACUAUUUACAGAAAAACUCUGAUGACGAAUCAUAUUCUGAAAACCUCAUUUUACCUAUUAAAAACUCAGAAAAUUUGAUAAUAGUACAAAGCAAAAAAUUCGAAUCUAUUUGGACAAAUUCCUCAGAAUCAAAUUAGCAAGAAAAUCUUCAAAAAAAAUCUUCUAAAGUUUUAGAUUUUAAUAAUUCUUUUAGAGUUGAGAUGGCAAAACCAUCUAUCCACGAUGAAACUAUUAGUGAUUUGCAAAUCGAAUCUACUUAAGUCUUAUUUAGCGAAACAUAAAAUAAAUACUUUUAUGACGUUGUUCCCAUUCUUAAAUAGAUUCCAAAUAAAGAAUACACGCAGCCCAAUAUAUCUAAUUAGAAUGAAAUGUAAAAAUUCAUCUCUAAAUUCUAUCCCAACGCUAUCCUUUAAAAUAAAGUUUUGAACUAUCAAGUUGAUUGA
Messenger RNA from Tetrahymena thermophila SB210, 1473 nucleotides. RefSeq lists its product as hypothetical. The transcript has a single exon. NCBI's taxonomy places the organism in Eukaryota, Ciliophora, Oligohymenophorea, Hymenostomatida, Tetrahymenidae. The record is from RefSeq and is a predicted model, not a curated record.